AUGAUAGAUCAAUCCACUGAAAUCCAAAUGCUGAAUAGGUAUCCGAAACUUAAGAAUCUUUUUAUUAAAUACAAUACACCUCUUACAUCAUCGGCGCCAGUGGAAAGAAUGUUUUCAUACGCGGGUUUGGUCAAUACUCCAAGACGCUCCUUAUUAACCGAUUUACAUUUUGAACAAUUAGUCAUUUUAAAAGCAAAACGUGAAAAAUAUAAAAUUUUGGAGGUGAUAAUUUCAAAGGACGAGCAACUAACUAAACUCCUCGUUUCAAGAUUUUUAAAAUAUCCAUCAUUCAAAACCCUGAAAAACCACUGUAAAAGUUUAGAAAUAUCGUGUAAUGGCAUAGUUUGGAUAUCAGUCUGGUUGACAUUUAUAUAUUUAUUUAGCAAAAAAAAUAUUUGCGAAAUGCAAAUCAAUAUGCUUAUCGGUCUAAUAAUGGAUAUAAUAAUUAUAGCAAUAAUAAAAUCUAUAUGCAGACGAAGAAGACCAACUGUUCCAGUUGAUAUGUUAGUACUGGGUCCUGACAAAUUUAGCUUUCCAUCUGGACAUGCAUCAAGAGCAUCAUUCGUUACAUUGUUUUUCACUUGCAUUAAUCCUGUUUCAAAAAUUUGGUGGAUGCCGUUAAUAUGUUGGUGCUUAAGCGUUUGCCUAUCGCGUAUAUUGAUACAGCGUCAUUAUAUAUUAGAUGUCGUUGCUGGUUUUGCUAUUGGUUUCGUGGAGUCUUAUUUAUUGAAUUUUAUAUGGAUAGGCGAAAGUGCAGCUGAAAAUCUUAUAAACUUUGUUAUGAAUGAUGAUUUACCUAUUGAUGUUGAAUAGAAAAUUAUUAAUUUUAUUAACGUCAGCGUUUUUAAAUGCCUAAUAUAACAUUAUUAAUAUAAAUAACAAUUUUGUAAUUUUAUUGUAUAUUUUAUAUUCAAUUUAUAAAAACACAUUUUUUUUAAAUUAUAUUUGAAUUACAACUACUUACUAAUUGUGUACUCCAAUUUUGGGUUCGAAGUUAUCUAUAUUAAUAAAAUAUAAGUGUUUGUUCGUAAUCAAUAAACUCAAGAACUAAUAAGCA
Molecule: messenger RNA, 1057 nt
Organism: Calliphora vicina (urban bluebottle blowfly)
Lineage: Eukaryota; Metazoa; Arthropoda; Insecta; Diptera; Calliphoridae
Product: inactive phospholipid phosphatase 7
Exons: 2
Coding region: 1-813 (270 amino acids)
Molecular function (GO): sphingosine-1-phosphate phosphatase activity
Source: RefSeq, a predicted model, not a curated record